Molecule: messenger RNA, 872 nt
Organism: Soboliphyme baturini
Lineage: Eukaryota; Metazoa; Nematoda; Enoplea; Dioctophymatida; Soboliphymatidae
Source: the annotation of a GenBank genome assembly
AUGACACAGCUGAAGAAACCACCGGCUUUGGAGGACAUUGCAGACUCGAGAUGCGUUCAAAUGUUCGUAUUUGAGGCUGAGCGAUGUUGGGCUUAUGCUAUGCAACUGAAGCAGGAGGUGGGUAACGAUACCCGAAAACGUUUCCACUUAAACAGGAAGCUGAAAAAGUUCGAGUGCCAGCAUUGGCCGCAGGCGAUCGAAAGCUUCACUACUUUAAAGACAAUAUACGAAAAGCUAUCUGCUGUAACGGAAUCAGCCAAAAUGUCCAACUUGUAUCAGCAGCGAUGCCAGGAAGUGGUUCCACAACUUCGCUAUUGUGCGUUCAACAUCGGGGACGAAUCUGCUCUUUCCGAACUGAUGGAGAUGAGGAUGAAGAUCAUUGAGGAGCAGGAAAAUCCUCUUCUGAGUGAUUUGGACAGACUGCUCACAGAAUGUCGCCAGAAACAGUCUGUAGUUGAAAUGGAAACUGUUUGGUGUAGACGGAAGAUUGUUCUCGAAAAGCCUCCUCAGACGAAAAGCUUCUGCAUCAUUCUACAACAGUUUCCUGAACAGGUUUCUUCGACUCUCAGCAUUCCAGCGAAGAACCUGAACAUAAGAUCGCUCGCUGAUGAAGGCGAGGAAAAUUUCACGAACACGCAGUUGGUUUACUUGUACUUGGUUUACUUGCGGCUUACAAAGACGAUUGAGCUCUACUGGCUUAUGGUGCAGGACAUGAAGCAGAAAGGGUCGAAGGCACAGGAUCUGGUCCGUUUGUGUGAUUCAGUUUUGCAGACGUUCUCUGAAUUGCAGUCGCUGCCUCUGCUUGCUGAAGACUCCAGCUUAGUCGCUCAGGUUAAUCAUCAGAUACUAUAUGUAAAGGCCUACAGGUAAAU